AUGAAACUCUCGAUACUCCUACUGCUAGGAGUUCUCUCCAGCACUUACGGUUACCACAUCCUCGUCUCUUUCAUCAUACCUUCGCACAGCCACAAUCAGCUCGGAAAGGGAAUCGUGGACGCUCUGCUCAAAGCUGGACACACGGUUUCGUGGAUCACGCCUUUUCCAGACAAAGUUGGAAAGAAUCCUCCGAAGAAUUUAAAUAUCAUUGAUGUCAGUCACGUUCAGGAACUAGCAAAUGUGGACAUGACGGACAGCAAAUUCGCCAACGCUGGUAUUAGUUUUGUUAAAGAAUUCGCUACAAAUGUCACAAUUGGGGUCUACACCAGCCAAAAUGUGAAGGACGUAAUUGUGAAGACGCAGUUUGAUGCCGUUAUAACGGAAUUGUUCUUUUCUGAUACCAUUGCUGGCCUGGCAGCAGUCCUAAAAGUACCCUGGAUUCUCAUGAGUGCCAUACAAUUAAUGCCUGGAGUAGAAUCCCAGGUAGAUGAAAUACGAUCUCCAAACACCAUACCACUCGCCAUCCAUGAGGCCAGUAUACCCAUGACUCUUAAGGAAAGAGUCGUCAAUCUUGGAAUUUCUGCUGCCAUGACUGUUAGUAACUGGAUAAGCUGGUCAGACACCGAAGCGCUUUACCAACGCCUGUUUGCCCCCCUAGCAGCAGCACGAAAUGUCGAACUACCCCCGUUCGCAGAUGCUUUCUAUAACGUCUCUAUUUUAUUCCUCAACGCGCAUGAAUCUCUAUUUCCAGCCUUCAGCGUUCCACCCAAUGUGAUCGGUAUUGCUGGUUUUCAUAUUGAGGAAAAUCCUCCACCAUUGCCGAAGGAUCUUCAAGAUCUCCUUGAUAAGUCCAAACAAGGCGUGAUCUACUUCAGCCUGGGAUCGGUUGUUCGCUCAGCGGCUUUACCACCUCAUACGAGGAAAGCCAUACUUGCUAAAUUUGCUGCAUUGCCGUACACUGUGCUCUGGAAAUUCGAGGAAGAGAUUAAGGAUCUACCCCCAAAUGUUUAUGUUAGAAAAUGGAUGCCUCAGCCUAGUAUACUUGUUCAUCCAAAUGUAAAAGUCUUCAUAACUCAUGGAGGUCAACUUAGCUGUUUAGAAGCAAUAUGGUCUGGUGUACCUUUGCUAGCAAUCCCGGUCUUCGGUGAUCAGCCCUUCAAUGCUGAGCGUGCUAAGCAAUCUGGCUUUGCCCAGAGGGUCACUUUCGGCCCUGACAUGGCUGAUGAACUUGAUGAAAAGUUGAGGGAAAUACUUAAUAAUCCCGCCUAUACAGAAAGAGUGAAGUUUCUCUCCAUGCUGUUCCGUGACCGUCCAGUGCCGCCCUCCAAGCUGGUCAGUUACUACACGGAGCUCGCCAUUAAAAGCAAAGGCGCGUACCAUCUCCGAUCUCCAUCUCUUCAAUACUCCUGGGUACAACGGUCGAUGUUUGAUGUUCUACUACUUGCCGUAGUAGUGCUCGCCAUCAUCUUCACACUCCUGAGGCUGGCCGUCAGGACAUGUUUCAGAAUAAUCUGUGGAAAGAGUAGUACCACGCCUAAUUUAAAGAAGAAGACGAAUUAG
Messenger RNA from Arctia plantaginis, 1560 nucleotides. NCBI's taxonomy places the organism in Eukaryota, Metazoa, Arthropoda, Insecta, Lepidoptera, Erebidae. The record is from the annotation of a GenBank genome assembly.